This is a messenger RNA of Phoenix dactylifera (date palm), 2082 nucleotides long. RefSeq names its product putative glucuronosyltransferase Os01g0926700. Gene Ontology annotation, biological process: plant-type secondary cell wall biogenesis; glucuronoxylan biosynthetic process. Lineage: Eukaryota; Viridiplantae; Streptophyta; Magnoliopsida; Arecales; Arecaceae. The record is from RefSeq and is a predicted model, not a curated record. Gene Ontology annotation, molecular function: glycosyltransferase activity.
AGUGAAAGAAUCCCCACAGCUUUCUCGGUUGGUGAGGCUGACCUUCCAUCCAACACCCCUCCUCCUCUCUCUCUCUCUAAGAAAACUACAGCUUUCCUAUGCCUCUCUCUCUCCCUCUCUUCAAAGCUUCUCUCUUUUUCUCCUUCUCUUCAAGCAAGUCCUAUUGAAACCAACCUGCUCUCUCUAAAUUUCUUAAAUUAAUCUCAUCUUCUCUUCUGCUCUCUUGGAAGCCUAAUUAAUUCCUAAGGAAAACACCGCCUCCCUCCCAACCACUUCCCCACUGACCUCUCAACCAUUCCCACCGCCUUUAUAGACCAUUCGCUCCUUCUCUCUUCUCUCCAUUGUACCCGAUUCCUAUUCCCCUUGUCUUUGAUCUCUCUAGGCUUCUCCGGCUGGAAAGUAUUGGAGGUUUUGGAGAAAGGAGAUGAUGGGAGCUAAGAUAUGGAUCCUUGGUCUUCUGCUUCUUUCCCUUUUCUAUGACGGGAUUGGGGCCCGGGAGUCGGAGCUGAAUCGCAAGACAGAGCGGAUUUCAGGUUUAUGAUAUCAUUUUGAGAUGUCCUGCAUGCUUGUGGGGAGGGUUCCUUAUGAGCGGUUGACAUGACCCUCAGUUUGUGAACUCGGGAUGGGAGUAUGACAACUACAUUGAUCUUCAUUACGUUUUGGUGCUUGUAACUUACAUAGUAGCUAUCUAGGAUUUCAUCUUGUAACUGGUAUUAAGGGAGCGCUGGUGAUGUACUGGAAGAUGAUCCUGUUGGAAGGUUGAAGGUGUUUGUGUACGAGCUGCCUAACAAAUACAACAAGAAGAUCCUCCAAAAGGAUCCUAGAUGCCUUACCCACAUGUUUGCUGCUGAGAUUUUCAUGCAUCGGUUCCUGCUGUCAAGUCCUGUCCGAACUCUUAAUCCUGAAGAAGCUGAUUGGUUCUACACGCCCGUAUAUACCACUUGUGACCUAACUCCUAAUGGACUUCCCCUGCCCUUCAAAUCACCACGCAUGAUGAGAAGUGCAAUACAGCUAAUUUCCAUGAAUUGGCCUUACUGGAAUAGAACAGAAGGAGCAGACCAUUUUUUUGUUGUUCCACAUGAUUUUGGGGCAUGCUUUCACUAUCAGGAAGAGAAAGCAAUAGAGCGGGGAAUUCUCCAUUUGCUUCAACGAGCCACGUUGGUUCAAACUUUUGGGCAACGAAAUCAUGUUUGCUUGAAGGAUGGUUCCAUCACUAUUCCUCCAUAUGCCCCUCCCCAGAAGAUGCAGGCUCACUUGAUUCCUCCUGACACUCCUCGUUCUAUCUUUGUUUACUUCCGGGGUUUGUUUUAUGAUGUGGGGAAUGAUCCGGAGGGUGGAUACUAUGCAAGAGGUGCUCGAGCAUCAGUGUGGGAGAACUUUAAGAACAACCCUCUUUUUGACAUCUCUACCGAACACCCAGCUACCUACUAUGAAGACAUGCAACGGGCUGUUUUCUGCUUGUGUCCCUUGGGUUGGGCGCCGUGGAGUCCCAGAUUAGUGGAAGCAGUGAUCUUUGGUUGCAUACCAGUAGUCAUAGCCGACGACAUCGUGCUACCAUUUGCUGAUGCUAUUCCAUGGGAGGAAAUUGGUGUGUUUGUGGCUGAGAAGGAUGUCCCAAAGCUGGAUACUAUCCUCACAUCAAUACCAACAGAGGUCAUAUUAAGGAAGCAGAGAUUGCUUGCUAACCCUUCGAUGAAGCAGGCUAUGCUGUUCCCACAACCUGCCCAACCGGGAGAUGCUUUCCAUCAAAUACUGAAUGGGCUGGCUCGCAAGCUUCCACAUGAUGAGCGCGCUUUCUUUAGACCAGGGGGGAAGAUUCUGAACUGGACUGCAGGUCCGGUAGGUGAUCUGAAACCUUGGUAGCAGCAGCUUGAGCCACUGCCAUUGCUGCCUCCUUCCUGCUAAGCUGUACCGCCGGUGCUGACGACGACUCGAAGCCUCCAACUGUAUAUUUUUGUUUCUUUGUUGAGCUGCUGCGUUACAUAAUUUUUUGUAGCAUAAGUUACUUGAUGCACAAUUCCCUCCGAUGUGGUAAUAACUUGUUAUUAAAAGUAAAGGUUUUAAUAUUGGCAUUUUCUUUCA